AUGGAAAUCUUACGUGCAGAAACAAAUGAUUAUCAUCAUUUAAAAAAUACGGAUAGUCCGGCAAAAUCAUCUCGAGCAUCAUCAUCAUCAUCAACAAUUGAUGAUGAUGAUGAUGAUUGUUUUUCUAAUGUAAGUGUACAUGAUGAAAAAGUUCGGUCAACUAGUAGUACAAAUAAGAAUGAAAAUGAUAGUACGGAUUCAUCAACAAAUAUAAAUCGUUCAAUAUCAUCAACCAAUGAUUAUUUACAUCAACGUGAACAUCUUGCAAAAGAAUAUAAAGAUUAUGAAGAUCGUUGGUUAGCACAUCGAAAUUUUCUUCUUUAUACACAAUCCUUUGCUAUGAAACCAGACGAUCGUGAUCGUUUAUUUACACAAUUAAAUACGAAUAAUAAUGAAGAAAAUUCUCCUCUAAAUCAAUUACAAAUUCAACAACAAUUAUUUCAUCGUUUAUCAAAAGAAGAACGAGAUCGAUUUCUAGCAGCUGCAUUAUAUCAACAACAACAACAACAGCAACGAAGUCCUUAUAAUUUUCAUUCAUAUCCAUGGGCAGCUAAUUCAACAACACCAUCGAUACUUUCACCAACACUAAACGUUACAACACAAGUUCAAUCAUCAUCAUCUGAUAAUCAACAACCACCAAGAUCACCUGGUUCAGAUGAUAGUGGAAAUCAAUCUAAUUCUGGUAGUACAACUGAAUGGACUUUUGAAGAACAAUUUCGUCAGCUCUAUGAAUUAUCCGAUGAACCAAAACGUAAAGAAUUUCUUGAUGAUUUAUUUGCAUUUAUGCAAAAACGUGGUACUCCGGUUAAUCGAAUACCUAUUAUGGCUAAACAUGUACUUGAUUUAUAUGAAUUAUUUCGUUUGGUUGUUGGUAAAGGCGGAUUAGUUGAAGUCAUUAACAAAAAAUUAUGGCGUGAAGUGACGAAAGGUCUUAAUUUACCAAGUUCGAUUACUAGUGCUGCAUUUACUUUACGUACACAGUAUAUGAAAUAUUUAUAUCCAUAUGAAUGUGAAAAAUUACAAUUAAGUUCAUCUGGUGAAUUACAAGCAGCUAUUGAAGGAAAUCGACGUGAAGGUCGUCGACCAUCCUAUGCAUUUGAAUAUUCAUCACCUCCACAAAUCAUGCCUCCACCACCGCCACCACCACCCAUAACAACAGCAUCAGCAAAUGGCUUUCUUGCUAGUCCGCUUGCACACAGACCAUUGGAUCCAAAUCAUGCGGCUAUGGCUGCUGCAUUAUCUCACCCAUUUUUUCUUGCGGCUGCAGCAGCAGCAUCUUCAUCAUCAUCACGCGAUGUUAAUGAAUCAUCAUCAUCAAUGAUUUCACGAAUCCCUUCAUUUGAAGAUCAUCACCGUAUAUCAUCACCAAUAAAACGAAGUAUUUCACCUUGUUUUUUAUCAAAAUCUAACGAUGAUACAACAAAAAAAUUUGCAUCAACAACAAAUUCACCUUCAUUAUUAUCUCAAGUUAGUAAAUUAAAAAUAAUUUCAAAAGAUCAAGCUUUGGAACAACAAAUUAAUGAAAAAUCAAUUAAUUUUGCCAUUGAAUUAAAUGGAAUUGCUUAUCAGGGUACAUUAUAUGCAUCAACAUUUACCGGUAGCAAAGAAUAA
This is a messenger RNA of Adineta steineri, 1611 nucleotides long. The record is from the annotation of a GenBank genome assembly. Lineage: Eukaryota; Metazoa; Rotifera; Eurotatoria; Adinetida; Adinetidae.